UCUAGUUUCUCAAUAUCGAUAUUGUCAUCGUGUGAAGGGUGUUACUAAUGAAUAGACUGUCUAAACUCCAAAUUCACCAACUAUUCUUUUGGUUCCAAUUCCAUCAGUGAAUGUCACUCUGUUCCAUAUCAUAGCGCUUAAAUGUUUAAAGGAAUACGAGAAUGUGUGGAGAUGAGGUUAACAAGAUCCCCCGAUUAAAAUAAUUUACGGAUGACUAGUGUUUAUCUUAUGAUAACAGAUAGUGUGCACUUUGUAUGACUUAUUAGUCAUAAGACAUUUUAUGAGUGGUGUAUUGCAAUAUUUUAUGCGUGAACUUGACAGAUGAAUCUAUUUUCAACUAGGCCUAUGGGCGUGGUUACCUAAAGUCUUACCUGUGAACGUAAUUGUGAUAUUGCCCCUUAUUAGACCUGACAUAUCAGAUUCGCAUUUAAAAUUCAGAUGCAACAUUCUCCUCCAGCAUUUAGGGCUGGUUGUUAUUUGCUGACUUCGAAAACUGCCUUUGUGUCUGGACUUCACCACGAUAGGCUGCUUACUCAGAUGAUUUCAAGAAACUCCGAUGUAAACAAAACCCCUUACUAACAGAUACAACUUGCUUUGGCUAUAUUUUAACAUUUCCUUAAGCAUCUAGUCCUACUUUAUGUCAUCAUGAGAUACUAUUAUUGGAGAAAUAUAAAAGUUUCAAGAUGGUUGCAACUUCUAAUACUUCCAUCGCUCUUCGUUACAACAUUUGGUGGAUGUUCGUUCCCAUCAGACUGGACAGGUCGAUGGUUUCAAGCAGAACAAGUCGGACACGUUAAUAUCAACUCUUCAUAUUUUGAAUCUAAAGGAGAAUGUGUUGAAAAAAGUAAUGACAAAUACGUAGUUAAUGAAAGGUUCGAGAAGGAAUCAUGUAAACGAUGCCUAGCUGUGUACAAAAGACACGAUAAUGUUAUCCAAUACAAAGAAAGCUCGUGCCUACAAAUCGACAGUUUGGAGGAGCUGUGCCACGACAUUGCUGGUGACCAGCCGUUGCUGUCAAUGUUCAGAGCAGAUGAUGCUACUACUAUCCCCUGCCCAUUCAAAUCUCCUCCGUACAAACUGUCGUACAACAGAGGUACGGGAGACUGCUCCCAACCCUAUUCUCGUAUAGACUCUUGUACAGACGAUUCCAGACUCUUAAUGAAGUUUGCUGCAUGUCCAGACAUUCAUGGCACUGAACACGAAGAGGAGGAGCUGAAUUGCCUAGCUACGUGGAAGGAAGGUAGCAGUAGAUAUCUGGUAGCAAAGAUUAAAUCAAAGUCCAACCAAGGAUUGGUUACAGAAGCUAAUAGCUUCAGGUGCUUCAUGUAUGCCAAGAAGCCCGGGCCGGAACUGGCAUAUUUGGUGGCCCAGAGUGGAGAUGCAACUUGCAAUGGUGUUACUACUCCCACCGAGGGUAGCAAGACCAUGGUGCUUACCCGGUUGGAAAGUAGUCACGAGAAGUGCAAGUUUCCCAGCUGGGUGGUGGAUCACCAUCACUGGCAUAGUUUGGAUAACAGCCACUCGUACCACUUCUCUCACAAGAAUGCUACCCUCCGCAUCAGUCAGGAACACGGACCUACAGAGAUGAGGGUAGUGUGUCAUCAUGUGGUUACCAACAAAUCGAUGGUGGUUGUCGUGGCGCAUGCUACUGCUGGCUGCAAAAAUGGAUACAUCUGCAUAGUGUUCAACAAAAGGGACACUGGAGUUAUACAAGUACAGAAGUCAAAUGAAAUGGUGCCAGAGCAUUCCGAAGCAUGUGUUCCUCCAUUUACUGACCCGUAUCACAUGUCUAAUCCAGUAACUCUUGUCACUGUAUCUCCAUCUCUGGAAAAGUGUCCACAGCCAGGUCGUUAUAUUGGUCACAACCAGCCUGCGUGGGCCGUCCCGUCAGAACCAGACCCAACAUGUCACGCCAACACUUCCCUUCUCAUCGGCUGUUCUACAUCCCCUCAAGUUGUCACUCUUCAGACAUGUUCUCCUGAUUCAGCCAUAGCGUAUCAUUGUCAUGGAAGCUGGUCUGAAAAUCAAACAACCUACAUUAUAGCUUCACCUGUGAGUCGAAAAUCAACUGAUGCAAAACGAUAUUGUUUCAUUUUAAAACAAUCAGAAGGAUUUUUAAGUUUGCACCGCUUGACUGAUUCUUGUAACCUGUCCUCCAGUCAACUGGCAACACCACUUAAUCUUACCUUACAAGGUUCCUGCAUAGAAAACAGUGCAUCAAAAGAUUCAAGUGUGAUGAUCGUUCCAUCCAUGUUGGUUGUGAAGAUCACUCUACUUCUGGUUAAUAGCCUGCGGUGAUAAAUAGAGUCUCUGCUGCCGUACUCACCGAACCUUCCCCAAGACUGCAUUACUUUUUGUUUGGCCAUAGAUGUCAAUUUUGGUAACACUACUUUUGAACUGCUUGACCCAAUAGGUAGGAGGUAAAUUAUUUCAAUUGGGGUUGAGAUUAUGUAUGAGUUUUAAGUUAGCUUUGUAGACCAUGUUUAAAUGAAAUAGUGACAAAUUUUCUUAACUCGAUGUUGACCAGAGGUAAUUUAAAAUGUUCUCUUUGACAUAUUCAAGCUAGUGCCCAAGGAUGUUAAUGUUGCAAUCAGAUGGAGAAUUGUGCAGCUGCACCCUUGAAAAUAUUUUAGGAAUUUAUAAACAAAUAAGCUAUUUUUUUACUAUAGAAAAAUGUAAAUCACAAGUACAACUAUCACUUUAUAAAAUAAAUAACUUAUUAGGUACGGUACACUAAAUAAUCUAAUGAAAGGACAUUACUUAAGAUGCAAUAAAGAUUGCAAUAAAUGAUUUAUACAAAAACAGUACAAAGCCUUUUUUGGUACAUCUGUUUGUGAACUACAGUAGAACCUCUUUAAUCCGAACUAAUUGGGACCGGGGGUAGUUCGGACUAUUGAAUAGUUCGGAUUACAGAACAUAUUGUUGUCUUUACAUAACAAUAGCUAAAACAAGGCUACAAUGGAUCGUAAUUGCUACGGGAAAAGUAAAAAAAUGCUUUAUAAAGUAAAAUACAGUUUUUAUUUAAUACAGUAGUAAACAUAGUGAAUAAACAGUAAUGUACAUUAAAUACAGUAUACAAUAUAGAACUACUGUACUGUGUAUAAAGUACAGCAAUGAGGUGUUCGGAUUAGUGGACGUUCGGAUCACGGGGGUUCGGAUUAAAGAGGUUCUACUGUAUAGAAAAAUUCUAAAUGCUUUCUUAUGUCGCAUCAAUAUUUUUAUCAGACAACUAUUUACUGCCCCUGAUUGUAAUAAAUAUGAUAUUGAUAUUAUCUUUUUUUAUAUUUUAUAAUUUUAUUUAGUAGGCGUACUUAUCUAGCUUUCAAAUCUGGUAUUAUAAGGUAUUUUGACUAUUCAGCUUCUAUAUUCCUGAAGAAAUUAUUUCUUCAGGCUAAAACAUGGAUUUCAAAUUAUUUCUACCAAGAAACAAGAUUUUUACUAUGUAUAUGUUUGUUAGUUUUUAUAUACCUAUUUUUGGCAUUUUUUAAAAAUAUUAUUUCGAGGUAAUAUAUGUCAUAUUUUAAAUAUUUUGGUGUUUUAAGGUGGCUUUACUUACAUAAUAUUGUAUAAAUUUUAAACAUAAUCUUAUGAGUGAUGGAUUAGUUCCUAGAUUUGGUGAUUUUCAGUACCAUCAAAUUUUACUCAUACUGGACCAAUAUAUUUUUGUUUAGUGUUUGCAACUGAAAAGGCUACAUUGGACCCUAAACUAAGUCUAUUUGCAUUUUCGAAAUGCCAACUAUUCAACAAAUUUUAAUGGUAAUAAAUUAUUACUUUAGUCAUGAGCUUAUCUUUAAUAGGUUCCCAUUGUUUGGUUAUGACAAUAACAUUACAAUGUAUUUGUACGAAAUACGUGCCUAUUACCUUAACUGUAAUAAGGCCUCAUGAAUAUUUUAUAAUAUUAAACCUUGGUAAAAUUGUUAAGAUGUUAUGUGUGGAAACAAUUUUUCAAUAAAAAAAAAUACAUAAUUUUUGAUUUUCCACAUUAUAGAAAAAUAUUUUUUUUUUUAUGAACAACAAAGCAUAUAACACAAUUCAGAAUAUUACAAUAUUGUAUUUCUCCCUUUCCUUGCUCCCCUAAGUAGGAAUUUAUAUUUUUGGAUGUUUUAUCUUUGUUCUUAGACAAGGGCAACACUACUUAUGUCCUCCCCCAACUAUCUAGAGCAGUGGUUCCCAACCUUUUAUUUGCUAUUGUCGCUUUGUUACAAUUACUAACACGUAUCCUCCCUUUCUCUUUAGUAUCAUGUACGCACGGACAUUUGACAGACGUACAAUGACUAACCACUAUGUUGACACGGGCUUAGACUACGGGACAUUGGCAUUAGAAUACAGAUGACACUUGACUAGUGUUUUGAUUGACAAGAUUAGAUGUGUAGAGGUAGCAACAACACGCAAGCAACACUAAAUGACUGAACUGAAAUGAAAUUAAGUGAAAAUGUGCUUUAUUGUACAAUUUAGAAUAUAAAUACAUUAUUACACAGACACAUAAAAACAAUGGUUAAUAACCGUCUGUUUUGUACUAAACGACUGAACUGAAGGGGUGGGAGUUGUGGAGAGGUACCUUGCUUGCCAACAAUAGCAGUUGACUCAACGUACUCCUACACUUCAGUCUGACGUGAGCUCACCACACUCAUCUUUUACACCAACCAUAUUACUUUUCCGAAUAUGACAACAAAGAAUUUGUUUAUUUAAAAAAAACACUAGCGAGUAUUCACUACAGUAAAGAGUCUACCCUACAGUUCUGAUUAUUUCCCUUUGAAUAAUCAUCGCCCCCCCCCCCCCAGGUUGUGAACCACUAGGUCUAGAGAGAGUUUAAGACAGGAAUGUAUAAGGCAUUAUUUAUUGGAUUCUGUAUUGAUUUAGGCAAAGUAUACUAAUAGCGAGCUUUAGGAGUUUUAAGGCCAGAGUCAAGCUAUUUUUGAGGACACAUUUUAAAAUUGCCUGUGGUAUGGUGUUGGAUAGUGUUACUAAUCAUUGUUUUAAUCAGCGACGCUUUUAAUGCAAUCAACAAUUUUUGUGAAUUAAGUCACUACCCAAAAACCUCUGAAUAAUAUUCAUUUAUGUACACAAGAACAUCUAUCUGAAUAGUGAAACAUAUAUAAAUGUGUUAAUAUUCUAACAAUUAAUAACAUAAAAGUUAUUUGUGUAAAGCUUCAGACAUGUUUGUAAUUCUUUUCAAAGUUGCCUUGAAUACAAAUUAUUUUGCAAAUGUUAUCAAAUUUAUUAGAAAAAAAUGUACAUUUACAUUUUAUUUUCUAUUUUGAUAGCCUCCAAUUCAAUGACUGAACAUAGUAUCAAACAUAAUAAUAAAUUAGCAUAAUGAACCUAGUUGAUCAAUGAGGGAUGGGGAUUAAUUUAUUUGUACUUUUAAACAUUCCAUUUUUGUGUAUGACAUUCCUUAUUGUACAUGUUAACCUAUUUAUUCCUAACUCGUUGUUUUCUAAUAUGCCACAUUACACUCUUUACCAAGUCAAGAUCUCGCUUUAUAUUAUAAGACUUGUAACCAAGACUGAGUUUUGUUUAUAAUUUGGCUCGCCAAAUAUAACAUUUCUAUAUUUUUUUUUUUUUUAUAUUUCUAUUCAUUUAUUAACAGGAGUUACGUCACUUGAACAUUUUGCAAAAUCUUUGUAAAUUAAUAAUAAAAACUGCGGUGCUUGUUGGAUUAUCUAAGUUUGAACUGGAUGGCAAUAAAUCCAAUUAUUCUUUGCCACUGUUACUUUCAUUUUUAUUAGAUUAUGUACUUCUUGCAAUAUUGAUAAUAAAAAAAACAGUGUUUUCAAUUAAGUACAUACAUGUGAAUCCUUGCAUUUAACAUAAUGGUAUAUUUUUUAUAAACUUUGACAGCAAUUAAUUUUAAUAUGGAUAUAACAAUUAAUUUUACUCAUGAUUUUAGAAUAACUAUAGACUAACACAUACUUCACUAACGAGUAACAAUUUAUCUCAUAAAUCGUAGAUUGUAAUAAAUAUUAAAGAGACAAAGAAAAACAUGCUUUCAGGAUGACUCAGGCAAAAACACAGCUAUCUAUCUAGAUUUAUGCACGCUAGGCCUACUACAAUAGACAGUUUCAUUUCAGACUUUGAAGGCUACUUGAGAGGAAAUUCAAGUUAUUCUUAAACCUGUCUGAAUAAAUUGGCAUUCAGGUUAUUUGUGUCCAGAUAAUCCAAGGUCUAUUUUACAAGAAAUAAUUUAUGGCUAACACAUUUUACUGUAACUACAGCAAUACGUUACUUUUAAUUUACUUUUUGUCUAAGAAUAGUAUGCAUAUUAUUAUGUUAUUAGUGUUUGUGUGGGACUAAUUUCAUUGCAAUAAAGGGUUACAGUUAGUAUUUCCCUGUGGUAUUUAUAAAAUUAUGUAAGCUUUUUUAAAGUCCGUUAUCUUGCAAUGAUGUUCCUUCAUCAAUCUUCAUGAAAGUUACUAAUUAUACAAAAUAAUUAUUUACAAUCUAGAUUUUAUAAUUCAUGAAAACUAGUAUCAAGCAACAUUUUAUGUGGAUGACCUAAUUUACCAGAAUGUUUUUUUUUUUUUUACCAUCACAAAUGCGCUAAUGAAGUUCAAUGUUCUAAGGAAACUUGUUUGUGUAUUUAAUAUUAUUAAAAAACAAAGGGUUAUUAGAAGAUCAAUUCAACAUAUCUGAUAGCUUCAGGGAAAAAUAAAAAACUAGUAAAUUAGUUAUUAUGUUUUCGAUAAGUUGAGCAAAAAUCUAGUUUAGAAAUGUUAAUUUUUAAACAAUCUUGAACCCACUUUUGUGUCCUUACUGGUACUGUAACUUUAAGUUGUAAGCCAAAUAUUAUAACUAUACAGAAUUAUUUACUGUUUUCAAAGGUACAUUUACAGGGAUUUACCAACAGAUGAAAUCACAAUGGUUUUUAAUCCAUCUCUUACAUAAUUUACCCAAUUCUGUAAAAUAUUUUAAAGGUUUAUCAGGCUUUUUCCCAGUGAUUGUCCGAGUAUGUGACAUAUUGUAUUUAUGACCAUUAGCAUUAUAUGUAAAAUCUAAUACUUACAUAAUUUCUUUAGCUUUAUAGUAACAAUAGCCACUGUGUCAAUGAGUAUUAAAGGAUCCGGUGCAGCUUUGGCCACUUUUGUACUCUCAUUUAAGCUUUUGUGUUAUUUGAAGGUGCUCGGAUCACAUCCAUGCUUGGUGCUGUGACAGCUCAACUAAUCUUAGUGUAUAUACACCACUAUUGUCUCUGACAUAUGUACAAAUGUACAGUUUGUAAGAUACUAUUAUCUGUGAUGAAAUGGUAACUAAAAUUUUAAUAUUAUCGUAAGUAUUACGAUAGUUUGUUAACUAUCUGCAUGAGUAUUUGUUUUUUACUUAAAAAUAAAUCCUCAGCAUUGAUGUGGCAGCUGGGUUUAAUACCUGUUUAAGAAUUUUCUUGCCUUUUUACAUACUGUUGUAAAUGCCCCUUAAAGGGAUUUAGAAGAAUAUGAAAUUCUUGUAAAUUAUCAUUGCUAUCAGUUGUUAGUGAGCUGUAGAUACUAUUACUAGUUUUUAUCAGCCCACAUAAUAAUAUUUUUGCUUUUAGUAGUUUGUGUAAAAACAUGAAUGGUGUGUGUAAGAGAGUAUGUUUGUUUUUAAUCAUAAAGCUAGUAAAUUGUGAACUUAUUGUAAAUAUGAAAUAAAAUAGAUUGUAAAAGUCACAAA
This is a messenger RNA of Macrosteles quadrilineatus (aster leafhopper), 7647 nucleotides long. RefSeq lists its product as uncharacterized. NCBI's taxonomy places the organism in Eukaryota, Metazoa, Arthropoda, Insecta, Hemiptera, Cicadellidae. The transcript has 12 exons. The record is from RefSeq and is a predicted model, not a curated record. The coding region runs from base 646 to 2298 and encodes 550 amino acids.